Cucurbitaria berberidis CBS 394.84 is the source of this 1745-nucleotide messenger RNA. RefSeq lists its product as uncharacterized. Gene Ontology annotation, cellular component: endoplasmic reticulum palmitoyltransferase complex; extrinsic component of endoplasmic reticulum membrane. Bases 1 to 1314 code for a protein of 437 amino acids. NCBI's taxonomy places the organism in Eukaryota, Fungi, Ascomycota, Dothideomycetes, Pleosporales, Cucurbitariaceae. Gene Ontology annotation, biological process: protein targeting to membrane; peptidyl-L-cysteine S-palmitoylation. The record is from RefSeq and is a predicted model, not a curated record. The transcript is spliced from 3 exons.
AUGCGGGGAUGGUGGUGGUGGGAGAAGCGGGAGAACAGUAGGACGCUCGCAAACACUGCAUCAGCAUUCAACACGGCGCCUUCACGCACCGCCUCCGCUUCGUCUGCGCCGCCUCCUCCGUCGCCAGUGCCUGCCCGCUGGUCUCUCACCAACCGCAUCUUCAAUCUAAACCUCCGCUCGCUGUACCAGGGCCCGCCGCGCCUGCCAGCCUCGCGUCUUUGGAAUCCCGUCAACUCGUCCCCACGAACGCUUGCCGUCCAGUACCAUCCUCCCCCACCGCCGUCCGAGCCCCGCGAAGCAUACCAUCCCAAUUUACCCGUCGACGAGGUCCUGACUGGCGCCCGUGACGAGUAUCCUCUGCUUACGCUCCCGCAGCGUCGCCAGAGCCGCCAGAGCCCUGCGCCUUCGUCGCUCGUCGUCGAACGCUCUACGGGCGAGGACAGCGUCAGCGGUCGCACAAGCAUUGGUCUUCCGCGUAAUCAAAGGAGCCUCUACACCAGUUCGCAGCCGCCGACCCCAGGGCCCUCUGCAAUGCCACCGCAAGCAGACGCACUUGAUCGUGCACCAAGCCAUGCAGACAAGGACAUAGAAGCAGGCAUGGCGAGGCCUAGGAAGCCCGAACUGUCCCGCGUCUCGCUGCCAGGCUCGCGACGCACCUCGCUGGGUUCUGGUCGCUCUGCGUCUGCCCACGGCGACGAGGCUGCAUCAGAGUUCCCGUGGGGGCCUUCACAUCCAUGCUUUCCCCAUCCGAAUCCGCAUGUGCCACUCGACUCGGAGCUGUACGACACAACGCGCAUCAUUCGCAUAAAGCGGGACUGGAUGAUGCAGGGCGACCUGGCACCUACCUAUGCGAAUCUGUACCCGGAGAUUUUGGAUCCCCUGAUCACCGAAGAUGACUUCCGGAUACUGAUCAAGAGAAUAAACGACACGCUCACAGACGCAUUUGAUCCCUUUACCUUCAGGGCCUGGCUCGACACCGUCAUGGGCGUAGCUACUUUCUGGCUGUGGGACGACGUGGGCCUGACGGGCGUCAAGCGACAACUCGCAGAGCUAGAGCGGUGGAUAGAAGAUUGGAACCGGGACGUGGGCGCCAAAGAAGCGGUCAAGAUUAUCCCCUUGCGGCGGACGGGGUAUUUGACACUCGACAUUCAAAUACCCGAUCCACAUCUCGGCCCCGAUACUGGCUCACGGCCUGCUACGCAAGAGGAUGAUGUUCAGACCGAGCUGCGGCAGCAGCACGAUCAAUAUUUGCCAUAUCCCAUUGCGCCGACGCUGCAGGUCAAUUCGCAGCCACCGGCUAUUGAGGCACAUUAACAACGCACACUUCAUGUCCUACCGACCGAGGUUCGAGGACACGUUAUAUUAGCAUAUUAGCAUGAGAUUUCAGGAGUUUGCGGUCUGUGUUGUUUGUCUCAAGCUUUGAGAGACGAUAUCGAGGCGCUGUCCCGUUAGCACUCCCAUUUUUAGUUGCUCGGAUUGUCAUGUCUAGACUACACUUGCUGCGAAGCAAAAGCAUAAUGUCUCUUUCCUUUUUGUCUUUUCUCGUUUUCGAUACCCAGUUGUACUGCAUUUCCAUAGCAUUGCGCAGCUCCAUACUUGAAGACGCCCGUCGCGGCCUAAUAUAUACGUUCCAUCGCCUUGUUGCUUCCUGUUCAGAUUUCUCGAGUCAAAACUGCUUGUUACGAACUUGAGUCUACGGAAAACAUACAGAUCAUGUCCAUCAGUCAUUGCUCCUUUUACACAAC